AUGUUCGCUUCUCGCUCUCUUACAGGCUCCGCCUCGCGCGCGGCUACCAUCUCCAGCUCCGUUCGGAGGUACGCCUCGGCCGCGCCCACUGCUGCUUUCGCUGGUCAGAAAGGCAGCAAUGGAAAAUACACCGUGACCCUUAUCCCUGGUGACGGUAUCGGUCCUGAGAUUAGCGAGUCGGUGAAGAAUAUCUAUGAUGCAGCCAAGGUCCCGAUUCAGUGGGAGGAGGUCGACGUGACACCGAUCCUCAAAAAUGGCAAGACCGCCAUUCCCGACUCCGCCAUCCAAUCAGUCCGCAAGAACACUGUCGCCCUCAAGGGCCCACUUGCUACUCCCAUCGGCAAGGGCCACGUCUCGCUCAACUUGACGCUCCGUAGGACGUUCAACCUCUUCGCCAAUGUGCGCCCGUGUGUGUCCAUCAAGGGCUUCAAGACGCCGUACGACGACGUCAAUACGGUCCUCAUUCGCGAGAACACGGAGGGAGAGUACUCUGGUAUCGAGCACGAGGUUGUCGAUGGCGUUGUACAGUCCAUUAAGCUCAUCACCUGGGACGCGUCCGAACGUGUUGCACGCUAUGCGUUCCACUAUGCCCAGUCGCAGGGUCGUGGCCGUGUCACUGCUGUCCACAAGGCGAACAUCAUGAAAAUGUCCGACGGCAUGUUCCUAUCUGCUUGCCGGGAGGUGUCGAAGGAGUUCCCUGAUAUCAAAUAUGACGAGGACCUGCUCGACCGUGUUUGCUUGCAGAUCACCCAGAACCCCGCACCGUAUGCAGACCGUGUGAUGGUCAUGCCUAACCUGUACGGUGACAUCUUGUCGGACAUGUGCGCCGGUCUUAUCGGUGGUCUGGGCUUGACACCGUCCGGUAAUAUCGGUCGUGACGCGUCUAUCUUUGAGGCCGUGCACGGAUCCGCACCCGACAUCGCUGGCAAAGGGCUCGCGAACCCGACGGCGCUGUUGCUGUCUUCGAUGAUGAUGCUCAGGCACAUGAACCUGAACGAGCACGCCGCGAAGAUUGAGUCGGCGAUUCUCUCGACGAUCGCAGAGGGCAAGACGAUCACGGGUGACCUCGGUGGCAAGUCGUCGACGAAGGAGUACACGGCGUCGAUCAUCGACAAGGUUCUCAAGGCGUAG
Messenger RNA from Peniophora sp. CBMAI 1063, 1131 nucleotides. The record is from the annotation of a GenBank genome assembly. Lineage: Eukaryota; Fungi; Basidiomycota; Agaricomycetes; Russulales; Peniophoraceae.